Alosa alosa (allis shad) is the source of this 6897-nucleotide messenger RNA. RefSeq names its product PDZ domain containing 8 (gene pdzd8). The transcript is spliced from 5 exons. The coding region runs from base 111 to 3827 and encodes 1238 amino acids. Gene Ontology annotation, cellular component: mitochondria-associated endoplasmic reticulum membrane contact site. Gene Ontology annotation, biological process: mitochondrial calcium ion homeostasis. Gene Ontology annotation, molecular function: protein binding; lipid binding. NCBI's taxonomy places the organism in Eukaryota, Metazoa, Chordata, Actinopteri, Clupeiformes, Clupeidae. The record is from RefSeq and is a predicted model, not a curated record.
GAUAUGGCAGCUUUGUGAGCGACCAGGUGAAACUUGCUUUGUUAAUUCCGUUUAGCUGGGGAACAUGAAGACAUUUUAAGUCGUUGACGGCAACGGGGCCUCGGUUAGAAAUGAUAUAUUUGAUAUUAAUUUCCGCAUUUUCUGGGGCGAUCGUCACGUUAGUGUUACAGUUCAUUUUCCUCUACCGGAGAAGCCCGGAGCCUAUAGGAAGGACAGUGCAAUAUGUCAAAGCAGUGCCUGAUCCCUUAUUGAAGGAUUACUUUAAUAACCAACAUGUCGAAUCGGGACAGCAACAGCAAGAAAGCACGACAUCCGCAGCAUCUAAACAGACAGAGGCCGCUUCUUCGAAGCCGCAGGAAGCGUCUGUCAGCAGUAGCCCGAAACAACAGCCGCCGCCACCGCCUUCUCAAAAUGAGUCGCUGAACACCUCCAAGUCGGAGACAUGCGGCUUUUUAAAUGCAAUAUUUUUGUUUUUGUUCCGGGAGCUCCGGGACACCCCGGUGGUUAGACACUGGAUCACCAAAAAAAUCAAGGUGGAAUUUGAGGAGCUGCUACAAACAAAAACAGCCGGACGGUUGUUAGAGGGUCUCAGUCUCCGGGAUAUAUCCUUGGGCAAUUCAUUGCCCGUGUUUAAGACUGCGAAACUUAUUAAGCCGGUCUCCGUUAACGAAGACGGCAUGCCAGAAGAGCUUAAUUUCGAGGUGGAUCUUGAAUACAACGGCGGGUUUCACCUGGCGAUUGAUGUAGACCUGGUGUUUGGGAAAUCAGCCUACCUGUUCGUUAAAAUGACCCGGGUGGUGGGCCGAUUGAAACUACAGUUCACUCGAAUGCCUUUUACGCACUGGUCCUUCUCGUUCCUGGAGGACCCGCUCAUAGACUUCGAAGUUAAGUCACAGUUUGAGGGACGACCGUUGCCCCAACUCACCUCCAUCAUUGUGAACCAGCUAAAGAGAGUCAUCAAGAAGAAACACACUUUGCCAAAUUACAAAAUAAGGUACAAACCUUUCUUCCCGUUUCAAGUCCAGCCCCCUCUGGCUUCCACCUGCGAGCAGGAUCUCUCGCUUGGGGACACGCGAUUGGUGGAGGGCCGGCUCAGGGUGACACUAGUUGAAUGUAGCAGACUCUUCAUCUUGGGCUCAUACGACAGGGAGACGUACGUCCACUGCACCUUUGAGCUGAGUGAGAGGGAAUGGAAGGAGAAGACGCGCAGCUCCAUCAAAACGACCGAAGUGGUGAAAGGGCCAUCGGGUAGCUGGGGCAUGACAUUCAGGCACGUGGCGGCCAGUGAAGGUGACGCUGUGCACGUGGGCAUCGAGACGGUGAUCCCCAACUCCCCUGCCGCCUUGGCUGACCUGCAGAAAGGAGACCGGCUCAUCGCCAUUGGAGGUGUAAAGGUCACGUCGUCUGUCCAAGUCCCUAAGCUCCUGAAGCAGUCAGGCGACCGGGUGAUGGUCCUGUAUGAGCGUCCGGUACGCCACCAGUCCCCCAGCGCAGGUGUCGCCACCCCCCAGGACCCGCUGACCUCGCUGGACGAGCCAGCUCUCCUGCCCCAGCCCACUGGCUAUGAGGAGGAUCCCGCAACCAUCACCACCAUGGACAUCUCGGAGAGCAAGGACAACGACUCGGAGUUCGAGGAGCUCAUUGUGGAGUCCAAACCGCCUGUGCAACCGCCCCCUGCGGUCAGCGCCUCAUCGAGUGUGAGCGCGGAGGCCAAGGAGGACUUUCUGCUGAGUGUAAACCAAAGCCCCAAGAGGACAGUGGCCACGCUGGCGUCCAAGCCGCUGGGCACCAUCUCGCCCAUCCUGAACCGCAAGCUCAACCUGGUGGGGCUCCAGUCCCCGCUCAAACCCCAGCCCAAAGAGUCGCCCAAGCCCUCGCCCUCGCACAAGAUCAACCCGGACACGCCCGCUGCUGCUGGUACCACCGCCACCGGAGGAGUAGGAGACGGCCCGCAGCGGCCCACCGUGCCCCCGCCACCUCCCCCGGCGCGACCCCCCGUGCCUCCGCGGCCGCACAUCAAGGUCACGUCGGUGCCGGAGACGCAGAGCCAGCCGGACGGUGCCGACGGAGCCCCCGCUGCCGAGAAGAGUCCUGAGAAAAGUCCGUCGGCUGCCGGCAGCGUCGGCGGAAACGGAGACAAGCCCGCCACUGCUGAGAAAUCCCCCAUCAAAUCCCCCGAGAUGAAGCCUUCGACGAAGCCUCCGGAGCCGGACACCAUCUCCAUCACGUCCACCGGCAGCAGGCCCGACUUGUCCAAAGACAAGACCUCCGAGCCGACCGGCAACUCUUCCAGCAACCGCGACAGCCUGGACGAGCAGGGCCUGUGGGAGUCCUCAGAGACCAUGUACCGCAAGAGGACGGCACACUGGUCCAGGGCCUCGGUGGUCUUCGAGGUGGACAGCCAGCACCGCUUCCUCAACGUGGCAUUCUGGUGCAAGGACCCCUUCAAGCUGGGCUGCUUGCUGUGCCUGGGCCAUGCCAGCCUGCGUCUGGAGCACGUGGCCCUGGAGUGCCUGUCCACGGCGUCGGCUGAGUACCAGAGCACGUUCCGGCUGGGCCCGCCGGAGCCGCGGGCCAGCGUCAGCCGCACGGCGCUGCGCAGCCUGACCACGCACAAGGGCUUCAACGAGAAGCUGUGCUACGGCGACGUCACGCUGAACUUCACCUACCUGGCCGAGGGCGAGCCGGAGCUGCCGCCGCCGUGCGCCACCGGGGCGGCGGAGAGGGAGCGCGAGCGGUCGGGCAGCCUGCAGGAGGACGACUUCCCGGAGCGCGAGAGGGAUCGGAUGGAGUCGACGCAAGCGUUCAUGCCGCGCGACGAGCUGAGCUACGCGUCCAUGGGCAUGGGCGAAAUGCGCCACAACUUCCAGGACACACAGUUCCAGAACCCCACCUGGUGUGAGUACUGCAAGCGCAAGGUGUGGACCAAGGCGGCGUCGCAGUGCAUGGUGUGCAGCUACGUGUGCCACAAGAAGUGCCAGGACAAGUGCCUUGCCGAGAACCCCUACUGCGUGGCGUCCGGUGACCGGCGCGGCGCCGACCCCGAGGCCAAGUCCACCAUCAACCGGGCCACCACGGGGCUCACGCGGCACAUCCUCAACACCAGCUCGCGCCUGCUCAGCCUGCGGCAGGUCCCCAAGGCCCGGCUGGCGGAGCAGGUGGCCGAGGCGGCGGUGACCGCAGGGGUGGCGGCGGGGGUUGGCGCCGGGGCAGCCAGCGCGGCCGAGCCCUCGCCCAAGCACACGCCCAACACGUCGGACAACGAGAGCAGCGACACGGAGACCUACGCCGGGGCCAGUCCGUCCAAGCACGCCGCCGCAGGCGGCGGCAAGCUGGCGCGCAAGGAAGGCGGCCUGGACGACAGCGUGUUCAUCGCCGUCAAGGAGAUCGGCCGCGACCUGUACCGCGGCCUGCCCACCGACGAGCGCUCGCAGAAGCUGGAGCUCAUGCUGGACAAGCUGCAGCAGGAGAUCGACCAGGAGCUGGAGCACAACAACGCCCUGCUGCAGGAGGAGCGCGAGGCCACCGCCGACGCCCGCCGGAAGGGCCUGCUGGCCGCCGCGCUGGCCAAGUCCGGCGAGCGCCUCCAGGCCCUCACGCUGCUCAUGAUCCACUACCGCGCCGGCAUCGAAGACCUGGAGUCGGUGGAGAGCACGUCGCCGUCCGAGCCGCACGGCUUCACCAAGGCCAAGGGCCUGGAGGGGGUACUGGAGGAGGACGACGACGCGCUCAUGGGGGCCGAGGUUUACGACAGCGACAUCUGCAGCCCCAUAGAUGCCAUGGAUGAAAUCACAGAUGAGCAGAUCUGUGUGGAGGCACUACCUUAGAGAGGGAAGGGAUAUGUGCCCCCCCACCAGUGAGCCCCCCCUCCCCCCACCCUCGGAGAUGAGGCAGAGAAGGGGGCAGUGAUAUAAGGUGGAGGUAGUUGUGUCAUUGGCUGGGGGCUUGUAACUCACUGAAAGAGCUUGUUCAAAUGUAUGUGUAGGCUGUUGUUUAAUGUGGUCUAUGUCCUGUGGACCAUGUCAGAAAACCAGGCCAUCAAAAGAUAUCAAUUAUUUUUUUAGAACGGAAGAAUAGAAUCGCCACUGACUGUCCAAAGUAGUCCCUACAAUCAAUCAAGUUAGUGUCCCCUUCUCCCUGCUGUUGGGUGCCUUUGAUCUGAGCGUUCACGCAGUCUGGGGCUGAUGUGACAAUGACCAGAUGUCCUGGUUUUCCUCUGCUGUGACAUCACGGAAGAUCCCACACCAUCAUAUCACUCAAUCAGGUGAACGUUGUGCUCGUUCUGCGCUCUAGCUGUGAAAUCAGAUGUUAGCAAGUGAGGACCUGGUGGCCAUACUGUGUCAUCUGGUUCAGUGGUGAGUUACCUUUAGAGUCCGUCAAGUCCACUAAUGUCAGAACCUCUCUGGCUUGAGUGAGUAACAAGCCCCCGUAAACCCAGACACACACACACACACACACACACACACACACACUCAUACACUCACUCACUUGCAUAAUUUACAGAAUAAGACAUAACAUUAAACAAGAGGAAAGAUUGAGAAUGUUUACUUAUAAUUUACUAAUAUUUUUUUCAUGUUCUGUAUGUUUAAAUGCAUCAUUGUCACUGUUUUUUUUUAAUCAAAUUGUCAGAACUUUUAAUUAUAGUGUGUUGUAUGCAGUCUUUUAAAAAAUCUUAUUCUUUUUUGUUUGUUCUUGUUUUUAACUUUGUCUGCCUCUCUCUCCCUGUCUUUCUCUUUAUCUGUCAAUGAAGCUGCAAGGGAAACACGUUUAUAAUUAUUGAAGGGGUUAUUAUUGUUUUUGGGGGACCAUUGGUUCACUUAUCUCUGAUUUAUUUAUCAUUAAGGCCAAAAUGGAUAGUAUGUGAUCAUGAAGCCAUUGUGAUAUAUAUGUUUGUUAGGGUUUUUUUUUGUCUGUUACAUGUUUUGGAUGUGUGUGUGUGUGUGUGUGUGUAUGAAAACAAUUGAAAAUCACAAACCAAUAUUGAUUAUUUAUUUACUUUAUUAAUAAUAAAUUCACUCUUUCUUUUUGCCACCCCUUUGUUGUUGUUAGUCUGAUUCCUCCUAGUUGGAGUACUUUGUUAUUUGGAAUCUUUAAGCUUUUCCCCUGUGAGGAGAAAAUGACUCAUUCUCCAUUUCCUCAUUUUGAAAAUGCAGUGACUUUACAGCUAUUGUCCUCUGCAUAUGGAUUUCCAUUUCAAGCUAGAUUUCCGGCAUUGUGCUAAUCUCUUAUAAGAGUGUGCACGCACACACACACACAGUUGUAAAAUGCCCGAAUUAAUGAAGGUUUUUGGAUUUUGUGUUCACUAAAGGAGUGCAAUUGUGCACAGAACACUUUUCUUGCGCCUUGGAAAUGAAUGAAUGUACUUUCCUCAGUAUGAUACUGGCACAACAACCCACUAAUACACACAAUAAAAAAAAGCAAAUAAAUAAAUAUAAGUCUGCUGGACAGCAAGCUUCCCUGCUCUUAUUAGUCCAUACUGCGAGUCGCUAAAAGAGAUACAGCUUUAUGUAAUAGCUUGAUAUUGAGCCAACCUUUAUAAAUUUAAUGGGGGUUGAAUUUGAUUCUAAAGUCUACUCUGACCCCUUUAUGGCUUGCCGACCACUAAAGUAACGGCAGGUCCUGACAGUCUGGCUUCUGAAGACGUAAUCACUUCAGAACAAAUUAAGUAAUUACUUUCAGAACAAAUGAUCUUGCCAAUAGAGACCCAUAGAGCAUCUGACCCUGGCCCAGGUCUGGCCCUGAUGCGUCUAGACGUCUAGAGUCAGAUUUUACCUGUCCAUAUGCAGUUUAGUCAGAAAGUGGUACGUCCAGAGCUGCCACACAAUAUCUUCACCCAUAUGACUGUGCCAUUGCAAAGGAGAGAUAAAGGGCUGUGGUCCUUUGGCAGUAAAAUGGUGGCGGUGGGAAGCAGAAUACAAAUACUCGGCUGCCUGGAAAAACUUCUUUCCCUUCUCCCUCAGUCCUCUCUUCUGCUGCACAAGUGUGUGUGUGUGUGUGUGUGUGUGACUUGAGUCAGGCCCUCUGAAGAGAUGUCACUUUGUUGUUUAAUGCAUGACCAGGUGCUUUGGGGUUCGCUGGCUGUGGGGAGGCAAAGCGUUCCCAGCGCUUCCACUGACCACGUGGCGCUGACACGUCGCUUCGUAAGAGUGCUGUGCUCUAGAAACUCCUUCUCUUUUCUCCCUCUCUUUUCUUUUGUUGGGGUUUUCAUUUCUUGAUCAGUUCUUGACUCUUUUGUGUGAUUUAUUUCACUGGUUGUCCACUGUUUUGUGUGGGACACCAGGUUUUUAAAUGGUUUUGUUUUAAGUUCCCUCAUGGCGUGUUUCUUUGUCUCCUCCCCUCUCCGACUAAAUCAACCAGUCAGAACAUUCAAACCUCACCUGAAGUAAUGACUGGAUCUGUCUUCUGUUUAUUCUUUGUUUGUUUGUUUAUUUGUUUGUUGCUUCUGCUGCUACUCCUUGUCGCUCUGACUCUGUGUUCCUGGACAAAAAAAAAAUCCAACAGUGCGUCUGUGUGCUCUCUGUCCCUCCCUCAGUCAAAGUUUCUGAAGUAUACUAAAUGGCGUGCGCCAUCUUCAACCACACAUGUGUCCAACAGUACAACAUGAACAGGCUGUAAAUGUAAUGCUCUUGUACAUAGCUUUGAGGAAAAAACGGCUUACCAUUGCUCCUAACCCUCACUUUGAGCUUUCUUCAAUUCCUGUGUAUGGGUCAGUAUGGUAUUUUAUUUUUUUCAGUCUCUUGGCUUAUUGUACAUACAGUCCAUAUUGUCCACAGCCCCCCCCCCCCCAGUACAGCUGCUGAAGAACUGUCCAGCUUCAUAAUGUGCUGCAAGUCCUUUUCGCACUAACAUAUCAUAUUUGCUUAUGCACUUGAAAUAAAGGUUAUUAUUUAAAAAUGA